CACACUCACAGAGUACACACACUCACGCACACAUACACACACACACUCACACACAGUACACACACACAGUACACACACACACACUCACGCACUCACACAUACACACACACACACUCACACAGUACACACACACAGUACACACACAGUACACACACACAGUACACACACACAGUCACACACACACACACAGUCACACAGUCACACAGAGCAGAGCUGGCAGAACCACCACGGUUCUCCUGAACCAUGGUCAGAUGAGAGGUUCUCUUCCCAGGCAGGAAGUCAUCAGGGCGGUUUGUGUCCUCAGAGACACACAACAUGUGUCUCCAGACUUGUGUAACGCUUCAGAGGGAACCUGCUGGUUAAAGUGACCCCCCCCCUCAGCGCCUCACACCACCACACCCACUUGUGCUCGGGCAUCACACACAGAGGAAGCGGACCUUCCACUUCCUCUGACUCUGCUGAGAACAAUUCCAGCCUCUUCUCCCACCCACAUCUUCAGCCCCGAUUAGAUCUGGCUCACCAGGCGGCGCCUCACCAGCGAGCAGUGCUGGUGGCUCCUGGCCUCCCGCUCACCCUCCCAUGACGCCCUGCAACAUGUCAGCGCUGCGCUGUUUCAGGAGGACAUGCCACACAGACACACACAGCCUCAGGACAAUAGUCUCCUCCUGGCCUCAGGAGGAAGGUGUUCGCUGCUGCAGAGGAAACGCCAGGCAGGUAGUGAGUCCAAACACUGCCGUCCUCUCACCGUCACCGCUGGCGCUAAUCUGGUCGCCGUCAUCACAUGGUCGCACAAUAGCCGGAGAAAAUAUUUACGAGGCGACAAAUCUCUUUUUCGACCAGUGGUUUUUGUGUACACUAAGUUGCUGCGCUCUCCGUUCCUGUUGUAAAAGUCUGGGACCGUCGCUCAUGGACGCCGUCCACGCCGACCAUUGUGUGAGCGUGGUGUCGGGCGCUGGUUCGGUCCAAACCCAACAAGCCUGACCUCCCAAACACAAUGGCAGAACCAGGUCCAGCUGAGUCCUCGGCCCCUUCGGACACAAUGCCGUGACUCAGGAGGAGAUAAGCAGCACAUGGUGCGUGUGUUUCCACCUCAGCCUUCAUCCUGAACCUGCUCCUCUUCCUCCCGCUGUGAGGGACACGCUCUCUCUGCUCUGAUGUCCAGAUCCUGCUUCCUUUCCUUCGGUGCACGGACCUGUCAAGCCGUUUCAGCAGAGGCUGUCCUCCAAGUCUCUCCUGGAUGACUGAGCUUCUCCCUCUCACAGAGUCGCUCCAGAGCUGGGGGCCACAGGUGAGAGGAGAAAUCUUCUGGCUCAGCUCUUCCUUCACCUCAUCUGACCUCAGGUCAUGAUGCCAUCAACAUUGAAAGCCUCUCCCUAUUCUUGCUACGGACCGAUCAUGGGCGACUGGAGCUUUCUGGGUAACAUUUUAGAGGAAGUGAACGAGCACUCCACGGUGAUCGGCCGGGUGUGGCUGACGGUGCUCUUCAUCUUCCGGAUCCUCAUCCUGGGCACGGCGGCGGAGUUCGUCUGGGGGGACGAGCAGAGCGACUACGUCUGCAACACGCAGCAGCCCGGCUGCGAGAACGUCUGCUACGACGAGGCCUUCCCCAUCUCGCACAUCCGCCUGUGGGUGCUGCAGAUCAUCUUCGUCUCCACGCCCUCGCUGGUGUACGUGGGCCACGCCGUGCACCACGUCCACAUGGAGGAGAAGCGCAAGGAGCGGGAGGAGGCGGAGCUGAGCCGGCAGCAGGAGCUGAGCGAGGAGCGGCCGCCCCUGGCCCCGGACCAAGGGAGCGUCCGCACCACCAAGGAGACCGGCUCCAAGGGCACCAAGAAGUUCCGGCUGGAGGGCACCUUGCUGAGGACCUACAUCUGCCACAUCAUAUUCAAGACCCUCUUCGAGGUGGGCUUCGUGGUGGGCCAGUACUUCCUCUACGGCUUUCGAAUCCUGCCGCUGUACAAGUGCAGCCGGUGGCCCUGCCCCAACACCGUGGACUGCUUCGUGUCUCGCCCCACGGAGAAGACGGUCUUCAUCAUCUUCAUGCUGGCCGUGGCCUGCGUCUCCCUCUUCCUCAACUUUGUGGAGAUUAGCCACCUGGGUCUGAAGAAGAUCCGCUUCGUCUUCCGGAAGCCGGAGCCGGCGCCGGCCCAGGGCGAGGCGGCGGGGAAAGUCCUGCCCAUGACUGUGCCCUCUCUGCCCAGAAGCAAAGGCUACAAGCUGCUGGAGGAGGAGAAGGCGCCUCACCUGUACCCGCUGGCUGAGGUGGGCACGGAGGGGAAGGCGGACGAGGAGCUGCCCGUGGAGGCCCUCAGCACAGUCUACGACGAGACUCUGCCUUCCUACGCCCAGACCACGGAGGCGGACGGCUCCGCUCCGGAGGAGAGCGUGCCGGCGCCGCCGGCCGAGGUGGCGGCGGCGGCAGCGGCGGACAGCGCGUGUUUGCCGGCGGCCGAGGCCGUGGAUACGAUAGACGACAGCAGGCCGCACAGCCGACUCAGCAGAGCCAGCAGCAGGGCCCGGUCGGACGACCUCACCGUAUGAACCGGCGCCACGCCGCGCUGCCGGGCAACAUCCACCGUAGAGGCAGCCUUUUUUCAAACGUGUUUUUGGGAGACAGUGGGGAAACGUUUUUACUUGACAAAGGUCCCUUUUUAGAGGCAUCUUAUUUUUUAUUGACAGUUUAGACUUUUGAGUAGAUAGGGGCGAGAGUUGUGAUGUAUCUGUGUGUCUCCCAAUCUUUCAACCCACCAACCAGCAGAGCCAGCACCCCCCCUCUGUUUUUAUACGCUCCCCUCCUCAGCUUGAGAGGGAGUCCCACGUCUUUAUGCAUGUGCUCCCUCCUCUUCCUCGUGCGCUCCGCGCCUCUGGUGUCGUGACAGGGUGAACUCUGGUAGCCACCUCGCUCCAAAGCUGCUUUUUCUGCGCUGUGCAAACAGGCCGAUACAGAUCGCGCCCCAUCAGCGCAAAGCUUUGUUGGAGCCGGGACAACAAAGGAAACGGCGCUCCCCGUGACAACAAGCCUCCUUGACCCCAGGAGCCCGCUCCUGCUGUAAAUACGUCUCCAGUGUACAGAUUUCUAUUGACCUUAUUUGUGGAAGAUUUUCACUGUCGAUGUUUCUCUCUUUUCAUGUGACGAGCAACACAUCGCCGUUUAUGACUCCACCGCCUCGUUUUUUUACUCCUGGUCUCAGUGUUUCGCCGCCGAACGCUCGUGUCACGCAUGGGGACUUUGAUCCGCCAUAUUUUAGCCCAAUCCCUGGAGCUUCUCCAACACGCCCACGCGCGGCCUAGUGGCGGCAAAGUGAACUACAAGUGGAAUGCUCCUGAGGCCGCUGGUUUUAUGCCACACUCGCCCACCGUCACUGAGGGCAGCGGCGCGACGCCGUCAGCCAUUACGGAGCGAGCCGGCCGAGAUGUGGUUGAUCUUUGGCGAACCGUUUUUACUAACUCGUAGUCCAAUGGUAGAUGUGUGACUCUUCUUCAUCAAUAAAAGUCACACGUGGUCAAGACGCCUGGUGCUUGUUUGAAAACCUCAGUUCAGCUCAGAGCUUCAGCUCCAAAGAUCCGGAGACGUGCAGAGGUGCAGCGGCUCCUGGCGUCAGGGGCCACUGUGGAGGGCCACGUGACGCAUGGUGACGUGAGACACCUGAUCUGAUCUGCUGGGACGCACCCACCCACCCAAAUUCAUAUGUAAUACUCGUGAGUUAUUAAAAGCCACAAAACAGGCUGAUGUCUGCAGCAGCACCAAACCAAGGAGCCGGCAGGAAAGUCACGACUGCAGCGUCGCAACGACCAUUCCAUCUUCAUCUUUGAACCACAGAGCUAAACGGAGUGGCAUGUGUUUGGCCAGAAGUUGCUCUACAAAUUAAAACCGAGCAGAGAACUGGAAGAAGAUGCUGCUGCUUUAUAUUGGAAAAUGACUGGCGGCUGUUUCAACGUGACCAGUUCAGUUCAACUCUGUAGUUACACAUGUGUGCCGCUAGAGGUCAGCACGCUGCCUUUGAAAAGUGCACUGGACUGGACUCGGGUUCGAGUGUUCACCGUGCGUCAUUGAGCCCACAAACCUGUCG
Molecule: messenger RNA, 4070 nt
Organism: Synchiropus splendidus (mandarinfish)
Lineage: Eukaryota; Metazoa; Chordata; Actinopteri; Syngnathiformes; Callionymidae
Product: gap junction alpha-8 protein-like
Exons: 2
Coding region: 1345-2541 (398 amino acids)
Biological process (GO): cell communication
Cellular component (GO): connexin complex
Source: RefSeq, a predicted model, not a curated record